Messenger RNA from Dovyalis caffra, 633 nucleotides. Lineage: Eukaryota; Viridiplantae; Streptophyta; Magnoliopsida; Malpighiales; Salicaceae. The record is from the annotation of a GenBank genome assembly.
AUGGUGAAGUAUACUGCUGUUGAGAAGCCAGCUACGGGGAAAAGUGAUUCAAGAUACAAGGGUAUUAGAAAAAGAAAAUGGGGUAAGUGGGUUUCAGAAAUUAGACUGCCAAAUAGCCGGGAAAGAAUUUGGUUAGGAUCAUAUGAUUCGGCAGAAAAAGCGGCACGUGCUUUUGAUGCGGCCCUUUUCUGCUUACGUGGCCGGACAGCAAAAUUUAAUUUUCCAGAGAACCCCCCAAACAUAGCAGGUGGCAGGUCGCUUUCUCCGGCUGAAAUUCAAGAAGUUGCAGCAAGGUUUGCCAAUUUGGAGCCUCAGAGAAGCCAGUCGGAUCAGUUUGAAACGAAUCCAUCGGUAUCUGUAUCCGAAUCUCGAGUAGAAUCUCCCUGUCAAUCGAUUGCAUCUGAUGGGACUGUGCAGUUGGAUGGUAGUGACUUAACAUGGGAUGAGCCGUUUUUGGAUAUGUUAAUGAGUACAUAUUCGAAUAAUUACCCUACAGAAUAUGGGAUAUUUCCAGGUUUUGAUGAUCUUCAUAAUGAUUUUUUUCCACCAUCAUCAGUUCCCAAUCUCGAUUAUGGAGAGGAGAUCAAUUUUGAUGGUGUUUUAGAACAAGAUUCAUUUCUUUGGAAUUUCUAA